AUGGAUCAUCUUCCUUCCGUGGCACAGGUUUCUACCGUGAAGGAACUUUUCAAACCAAGCCAGAGCUACCUACGCGGUUUGGUGCCUAUGGUGACGACGUUGCCUGGAAGCUAUGCAGACAUCGUUCGAACGCAAAGAUACCAAAUCAUGCCCACAGAAUUUGUUGGCACAUUAUCCGCCCGUGGGCGGCAUAGCACGAGCCGGUUACAGGUAUCAUUGUCACUAAAGUAUAUGGUGACUACCUCAUUACCCUAUCUGGAUGUUGAAAGCGGUGUCCUUCAGAAUGGAAUAUGCUGCAGUGGCUGCGAUGCUUUCUUGCGAAAGGAUCACCCGGAGAUAUCACCAAACCCUUCGUUGGAGGAUCUCUGGACUUUGCGAGACAAAGUGUACUCCUAUGAUGAAUUCAUGGAACACUUUCGGGGAUGUCGAGAGGCUCAAAGUUUAUGGAAGUUGAACAAUCAAGGGAUUGAUGUCUCUGAAAUCUCAGGAUUCUUCGAACCUGGAGGCGGAGAGAUCAGACUUCCUUCCAAUUGA
Messenger RNA from Penicillium crustosum, 534 nucleotides. RefSeq lists its product as uncharacterized. The coding region runs from base 1 to 534 and encodes 177 amino acids. The transcript has a single exon. The record is from RefSeq and is a predicted model, not a curated record. Lineage: Eukaryota; Fungi; Ascomycota; Eurotiomycetes; Eurotiales; Aspergillaceae.